This is a messenger RNA of Solenopsis invicta (red fire ant), 1280 nucleotides long. RefSeq lists its product as uncharacterized. The transcript is spliced from 2 exons. Lineage: Eukaryota; Metazoa; Arthropoda; Insecta; Hymenoptera; Formicidae. The record is from RefSeq and is a predicted model, not a curated record. The coding region runs from base 929 to 1225 and encodes 98 amino acids.
CUAAAACAUUACAUGAAUUUUAAAAUUUUUAGCAAAUUAGAGAUUUUCAACAUUUUUGGAUUUGCGUGCUAUUAUUAUUCAUCAUUGUACGAUGAGAUAUUUUUCAUUAAAGUAAAUUAAGUAUAUCAAAGUAACUGACAACUGCAUUGCAAUGCUGAUAUAGAUCGAUUUUUUACCUCGACAUUGACGUCAUUGCGAUUACGACAGAUUGUACUAUGAUGCUUAAACGUUAAGUAUAUAGCGUAAUCGCAAGUUGAUACGCAGAGAUGGAUGAUAUACAAAUCGAGAUCGAGUACUGAAGAGACAAGAAUAAUCUUCAACGUGACAUCAAAAUGAGUGUCACGUCCGAAUAGUAUUAAUUCGGUCUGAGAGACCUUCAGGCGCAUGAGACGCUCGAGCGGGAGAGAUGCUCAUUUUCGCGAUGAGGGCUAAUUAUAAAGCGCACUUGUACUCGCACUCUCAAAGCCCGUCUCCAUGGAACACGUAUUUUUGAUGUCGCGCGGCACGGAAGAAAAAGGAAAGAAAGUCUCGUGGCGUCGUUUGUUGCGCUCCCGCAAUUCCCGCAAUAAUGUGAAAAUCACUGUUUGCGAAAGGCUAACCCGUGCAUAUUUUUAUCUCGGCGAGAGCUCUUCAUCUUCUUUUUCUCUUCAGUUCCUUUCUCGUGUUUUGUCUUCAUUGUUCUAUCGUUCUUAUAGUACCAUGAUAUUAAACAUUGAAUUUAUCUCUGCCGACUUUUAUAUAUAUAUAUAAUUUUUUUUUUUUAUUAUAAAACUAUCCGUAUUUAUAUAGAAAUAUCUUAGUAAAUAAAUGUCGGAUUCGAAGAACUGUUGCUAACCGGAUUUAUAAUUACAGACAUGAAGGAGGUGAUAUAAACAUCGUGGAGAAAGUACAAGUUAAAUGUGCGAGCAAAAUUAUACGAGAUAUAUAAAUGACUGCAUGUUAUAAAUCUCCAGAGGUGACCAUUGUUUUAAGCAAGGAAGAGAUUCGUAAGAGAUACCAAGAUUCCGCGAUGAUUAUAUUCAAGGAGGAACAAGACAGAAAGAAGGAAAGCGUCAGCUACCUUAGUUUUGGAAACAGUCGCAGGACAAUGGAAUAUAGUAACAACGGAAAUUACCCCGUUAUCGUACGCAAACCUACAGAUCCUGUAAUUACACGGAAUGCUCAUUUAUCCUCACAGAUGUCAUUAGAAUAUCGCAAACCAAAUGACAGAUGUGCGAUAACUUAAUAACUAAAAAAAAUAUUAUAAUUAUUUAUUAAAUAAAUUUAGUUAUUCCUAUUAA